GGUCCGCUUCAAUUGGCGACCUGCUGCACACAAAAGGUUUAGUUCGCACAGUCGCUGUUGGCGGAAGAGCGUGAGGUUGUUCGCAGCGUGGUGUGCAUCACAAAAAGCAAUUCUGACGAGAUGUCCGGACGUGGGAAAGGAGGCAAAGGUCUAGGAAAAGGAGGAGCAAAGCGGCACCGUAAAGUCUUGCGGGACAAUAUCCAGGGAAUUACCAAGCCAGCUAUUCGCCGACUGGCUCGUCGCGGGGGAGUAAAGAGAAUCUCCGGUUUGAUCUACGAGGAGACCCGGGGCGUCCUCAAAGUGUUCCUGGAGAACGUGAUCCGCGACGCCGUCACCUACACCGAGCACGCCAAGCGGAAAACAGUCACCGCCAUGGAUGUGGUGUACGCGUUGAAGCGGCAGGGCCGUACUCUCUACGGCUUCGGCGGUUAGAGGGCGACUCCUCAUGGAGGCGGACUUUGCUAUUUCAGUUUCGUUUAUCCAAGUAGAGUUUCGUUUCGUUUGCUUUGCGCGCCCCGGCAGCUCCGAGUCCGUCUCCGAGUGUUGUGGUCUUUGUGAUGUGCAGCGGCCCGAUGGGAUUCGGACGCUCAGCUAUCCCUAUUUGCAUAUCGGCUUUCAUAAACCCCCCCUGCGUCCUGUCCAGGUCGCCUCUCUGCGUUUGCGGUCGGUGGGCUGUGGGAAACAUCUGCAUCGGACCGGAGGUGUUCGUCUCCUCCUGGAACAAAACGUGAACUCGGCGGGCCAGGCCGCGGAAGCAUGGUCAUCGUUUUGGGUCGAGACCCGGUUUCAGGACCUGAGCGGCUGAGAUCUCGCCGCGGUUUGGACUUUCCAUCAUGGAGCAGGUUACCUUGCUUUGAUCGAGACACGUUCCUGCGUUUCCUGGCUCAAUCCGAACUGUGUUCAUCUAGGUUCGUGCAUCACCACCGCAGACUGGUUUGAAGUGACUGCUUUCGCUAUCGUUCCUUUUGAAUUCAUGCGACUUCGUUUCCUGAGAGAAAGGAAAAACAUUUUUGUGUGAUGGUCGCGGAUGUUUUCUGAUGUGUAGUUUAUGAAAGCAAACUAGAGCUCGCUUUUAAUGAUCAUUUAUCUUGUCUGUGCGCUUUUGGGGCUUUAUUUUUUAUUGUAUUAAAGCUUGUGUUUUCGUGUU
Messenger RNA from Mobula hypostoma (lesser devil ray), 1147 nucleotides. Its product is annotated as histone H4. Gene Ontology annotation, cellular component: nucleosome. Gene Ontology annotation, biological process: nucleosome assembly. NCBI's taxonomy places the organism in Eukaryota, Metazoa, Chordata, Chondrichthyes, Myliobatiformes, Myliobatidae. Gene Ontology annotation, molecular function: DNA binding; structural constituent of chromatin; protein heterodimerization activity. The record is from RefSeq and is a predicted model, not a curated record. The transcript has a single exon. The coding region runs from base 121 to 432 and encodes 103 amino acids.